This is a messenger RNA of Oikopleura dioica, 981 nucleotides long. NCBI's taxonomy places the organism in Eukaryota, Metazoa, Chordata, Appendicularia, Copelata, Oikopleuridae. The record is from the annotation of a GenBank genome assembly.
AUGGAUAAACCAAGAAGACGGAAAAGCAAUGAGAAAAAGGUGUUUUUAGCAUUUUGCGGAUUCGUGAUUUUUGUGUUUAUUGGAUAUUCGUAUCUUUAUUAUGAAGUUGCUUGUGACUCUACUGCUUGUAAAUUGAGCUGUGGAAACAUCCAUCUUCAGCCGAUUAUCCAAGACCUUUCCCACGAUAAUGGCAAGACAGUGAAUCGAAUAUUCGUCAACGGAGAAACCUUCAUUGUCAAAUCUUCCUUUUCUUCACGCCCAGAUCCGCUAAAACGAGAGAAAUUAAAAAGAGAGCUGGAGAUAUUGGAGAAACAGAUCUUGUAUGGACAACCAGAGGUGCUAAAUACUUGUUUCAAGGGAGAAGAACUUCUUUAUGUUUUAUCCGAUGUCGGUGGAGAUCCAGUCUGCAGCGACGAAUUCGGAACCAACGACGAGUGUUUCCGCCUCGAAGAGCUACAAGAAGCGCUCGUUUCGGAGGUCAAAGUCCACGACGACGAGGUAGAACGCAACAUCUGGCGCUCGAUCCAGUCCUUUGCCGAGCUCUUUCUCCAACUUGAAGACAACAAUCUGUACAUUGACGACAUUUCUGGCUCGAAUUUCGUGUUGAACGAGAACUACCAAGCGCAUCUGGUCGAUUUGGACUCGUUGCAAGAAGAAUUCGAGCAAAGGAAAUGCGAAAAACACAGCGAUUGCGUUUCCAGCAGCGAUUAUCAUUCAAAAAACUCGUUGUUUUACAAAAUCCAUCAAUCCUGCGACGAGUUCGAGAAUCGCUGCCAGCAAAAUCUUUGCACGAAAAACGCGGCUUUGCAUACAUGCGGCUUUGGAAACUGGAUUUUGACCGGACUGUCCAAUAUCGGAGAAGAGCUCGACUUCUUUGACGAACUAAAGGAAAUCCGAUCAUGUUCUACCGCUGCUCUUGCCGAUCGCUGUUCCUUCGAAGACAUAAAAUUUACUACCCAGGAUGUUCUCAAACAAAUAUAG